Molecule: messenger RNA, 1494 nt
Organism: Adineta ricciae
Lineage: Eukaryota; Metazoa; Rotifera; Eurotatoria; Adinetida; Adinetidae
Source: the annotation of a GenBank genome assembly
AUGCACAAUCAUCAUACUAGUGUCGGAGAUGAAUCGACAUCAUCUUCAUCAAAUACUACCACACCAGAAUUCAAACCAGAAGUAAACGAACUCCUACAAAUUCAACCACUCCCACCAUCUUCAUCAUCCUUGUCGCAACAACAACAACAACAACAGCAACAGCAACAGAGGCAUACAAUUACAGAAUCACAACAUUUAGAUUAUGCAACUCUUGUACCUGUUCAAUCACUUCCAACCACAAAAAUUGAAUUAGAAACACCGACAAUGCAUUAUUACGACAAUUCACAGCCCAUUCCAGGAUCGAGUUAUAUGCUAACCCAAUCACCCUAUGAUGUGAACCAUUCCGUUGAAAAAUCCAAUCUCGAUCUGGUAUCACGUCAACAGUCGUCGACGGCUACAACAACAACUGCACCGUCAGGAAAUCGACGUGGUAAUACACCAUCAAAACCACCAUAUUCGUAUAUAAGUCUCAUUACAAUGGCAAUACAGCAUGCACCAUCCGGAAUGGUAACGUUAAAUGAUAUUUACACAUUUAUUAUGAAUGUAUUUCCAUACUAUCGACAAAAUCAACAACGUUGGCAGAAUUCUAUUCGUCAUUCAUUAUCAUUCAAUGAUUGUUUUGUUAAAGUUCCACGUGGACCUGAUCGUCCCGGAAAAGGUUCAUAUUGGACAUUGCAUCCCGACGCUGGAAAUAUGUUCGAGAAUGGUUGCUAUUUGCGACGACAGAAACGUUUCAAAUGCACAAAACAAGCAUCAAAAGCUCGAUCACGCGCAGCUAAUAAUGGACAACAUCAACAAUCUUCAUCAGGUAUUACAUCGACAAAUCUGAAUAAAAACGAUCCAUUAGCAUCAAACAGUGGUGAAUCGGAUGAUGAUGAUGAUGACGAUGAAGAUGAGGGUGAAUCGAUUGAAAAUGGUAAUGGAAGAGAUGAUGAACAUCAUCGAUCGAUGCUCAUGGACAGUCAAGUUCACAUGCCAUUGACACGAACGUCAGCAUCGACUCCGACGCAUAUAUCACUGAAUCAUUCAACUCUCACAAUAAAUCAUUUUACUGCACCUAUACCAAAACUUUUAUCAACAAGUGAAGAUGCCUAUCAUCAACCAAACGGCAACGGUGUUCUUAUUUCUCCUUCAUCUAAGCAGCAUGAAACAUGUCAAUCAGUUCCUCGUUCUCCUCAAACUCAACAUCAUUCAACACAUCAUCACCCUCAUCAUCAUCAUUCCCAUCCACUCUAUUCCAACGAACAACAACAACAGCAACAUUUCCUUUCGAUGUCUCACACUCCUAUUUAUGCAAGUUUACAACCAUUUUCAACAAAUACAACAUCAACAGACAUGGUCUACUCGAAUAACACUUCCGCAUCAGCCAAUUCAACCAAUUAUUAUCCAGCAGAAUCAUCACCGGCAUCGUCGACGACUUCACUUCAUCCACAAGCAUCAUCAUCCUACUAUUUCAGCCAAUUUCCUCCAACGUCGUCCUCACCAGUUAUAUGA